Molecule: messenger RNA, 1494 nt
Organism: Sugiyamaella lignohabitans
Lineage: Eukaryota; Fungi; Ascomycota; Dipodascomycetes; Dipodascales; Trichomonascaceae
Gene: ADA2
Product: chromatin-binding transcription regulator ADA2
Exons: 1
Coding region: 1-1494 (497 amino acids)
Biological process (GO): regulation of transcription by RNA polymerase II; chromatin remodeling
Cellular component (GO): nucleus; SAGA-type complex
Molecular function (GO): chromatin binding; transcription coactivator activity; protein binding
Source: RefSeq, a predicted model, not a curated record
AUGAUUGUGGAGCAGCAUGCGUACCCUAUUUUCGACGAUGAUUGGGGUGCUGAUGAAGAGCUGCUGCUGCUAGAAGGAGCAGAGCUCCAGGGUCUUGGUAAUUGGCAAGAUAUCAGCGACCAUAUUGGAGGAAGAUCUAGAGAAGAGGUGGAUGAGCAUUAUAAUAAAGUGUAUCUACAGAGUGCAACAUAUCCAUUGCCAGAAAUGAACAAGAAGUUCAAUAUUAGUCCAGCGGAAUUCGCAGAAAAGAAGCGUCAGCGGUUAGAAGACCGACGAAAGAAUGCACCAGCUCUGCCAAUUCCAAAACAAAAGCCCACAGCGUCGGUUCCUGCAUGCCACGAAGUACAAGGUUACAUGCCAGGACGUCUGGAGUUUGAACAAGAAACAGAAAACGAGGCGGAAAUGAGUGUCAAGGAUAUGGUAUUUGAUCCGGAAGAACCGUCACAGGAAGUCAAUUUCAAACUGACUAUUUUGGAUAUUUAUAACUCGCGGUUGACGACUCGUGCCGAACGCAAACGAAGCAUCCUAGCCCAUGGAUUACUUGAUUACCGCAAGAAUGCUGGUAUUGAGAAAAAACGAACUAAAGAGGAGCGUGAUCUGGUUAAUAAACUGAAACCGUUUGCACGAAUGAUGACUAGAAAGGAUUAUGAGAUGCUGACCGAUUCAAUGCUCACGGAACUGAGGUGUCGACGCCGGAUUGCCGAGUUACAAGAAUACCGACGCAACGGUAUUCGCACACUAGAAGCAGCAGCCAAGUAUGAACGUGACAAGGUGACAAGAAUCAAUGCUCUCAACAGAGCAGGUAUCAUACUCGGUGGAGGAAUGACUCCGUCGAGCAAUAGCACUAUUUUGAACAACAGUAAUAUCAUAAAUGGAACCAGUUUGACCCGUAAUUCACUGGGCUCUAAACCUGGUACUCCCGGGCCUCUAAACAGCACUAGUUCUAUCGACAGUACUAGUACUGUUAACGACAGCACCAGCAGUACUAAUGGCAGCAGCAAUGUCAACAACACUGCUGUUAGUGUCAUGUCCCCUCUUGGAUACAAGUUCUCUCCGUCUGUAUUCACCAAUAUUUCUGAAUCCGAACGGUCGAGUCCAUUUGGCAGUCUGUCGUUGCCAGGAACCUCGUCCUCUACCGCUCUUAACGGUGGCAGUGGCAGCGGUUUAGGCAGCACCGGCGGUUCGGUCACUCCCACAGCCACCACCAAUGGAACGACCCUGAAGAUUCGCAAGUCCAUCAGCAUGACCACACCUCCACUAGACAUCUCGCAGGCAGCAGACGUGGAACUCCUAUCACCACAAGAACAACUUCUCUGCUCGCAGCUCCGCAUUCUCCCCAAACCAUACCUCGCAAUCAAAGAAACAUUAUUCCGCGAGCUGGUACGCACAGGAGGUAUCCUCAAACGCAAAACAGCCCGCGAGCUUAUCAAAAUCGACGCCGCAAAAACUGGCCGUAUCUACGAGUUCUUCCAGAGCCAGAACUGGCUGUCCUAG